CACAGAGAUCCACCAGCCUCUGCUUCCCGAGUGCUGGGAUUAAAGGCAUGCGCCACCAAUGCCCGGCGGUCUUUGUUUUUUUUAAGACAAAGUCUCUUUGUAACCCUGGCUGUCCUGGAACAUGCUGUGUGGAAUGGACUGGCCUCUAACUCGCAGAGAUCUGCCUGCCUGUCUCCUGAAUGCUUGGAUUAAAGGCCUGAGCCACUACUACACCCACUGAAAUUUAUUUAAUGACCUUUUGGGGCUUAAGUGAAAACGAAAGCCCCGUUCAGAAAAGUUCAGUGACUUCUGGUUGGCUGUGGGGUCUGAUGUGUCAUUCUGGAGUCCAGGGGAGGCGGUGUCUUCAACGGGGCUUCUGGGCCCACUCUGGGGCGUGGCCAGGGAGCCUUAUCUCCGGGGCCAGCUGAAGCUCCCUGGCCUCCGCACCUCAGCGCGGGCUUUGUGCCAUGGAGUCUGUCCUGUUCCCGUCGCUUUUGCUGGUAGCCGCCUAUCCGAGGAGUGGGAGCCCCCAGCAUGAGUGGAUGCAAAGCCCUCCCAUGCCUUCCGGGACCUCAACGCCUUUCUCAGUGCGUUUAAGCCCAGAGCUGGAGGCUGUGCCUCCCGGGGGCUCCGUGUGGCUUAACUGCAGCCACAGCUGCCCCCUGCCGGUGCGUUCCAGCCUGCGCACUCAGCUGAGGCAGGGAAAGACACUCCAUGGCUCGGGUUGGGUAUCUUACCAGCUACUGGAUGUGAGGGCCUGGAAUUCCAAGGUGCGCUGCGUCGUCACUUGCGCAGGAGAAACGCGCGAAGCCACCGCCAGGAUCACCGCUUACAGUCUUACCCUCCUUGCCUUAGAACGGCCGAGAAGCGUGAUCAUGGAGCCUCCUGUCCUAGUGGGCCACAAGUACACUCUACGCUGCUAUGUGACACACGUGUUCCCCGUGGGGUUCUUGGUGGUGAGCCUAAGGAGAGGUGGCCGGGUGAUUUAUUUUGAAAGUCUGGAGCGCUUCACUGGUUCAGAUCUGGCUAAUGUCACUUUGACCUACGUGAUGCGGGCAGGACCCAACGACCUCUGGCAACCAAUCACCUGUCAUGCUCGUCUCAAUCUCGACGGGCUAGUAGUGCGCAGCAGUUCUGCACCUGUUAUGUUGACGGUCCUCGCUUUGAGCCCAGCCUCCAAAGCCUUGGCUUCUGCCUCCAUCGCAGCCAUGGUUGGGAUCCUCCUGGCUGUGGGGGUUGUCUACGUGCGCAAGUACCAGGCCGUGCAGACUCAGUUAUAAACGGGUGUUGAUGCCUGACAAGAGGGAGAAAAAAGAAGCCCGGAGCAACUAAUUCAGAUACUCUUGUUGGAUCAAUAAAGCCUUCUUCCUCAG
This is a messenger RNA of Cricetulus griseus (Chinese hamster), 1352 nucleotides long. The record is from RefSeq and is a predicted model, not a curated record. NCBI's taxonomy places the organism in Eukaryota, Metazoa, Chordata, Mammalia, Rodentia, Cricetidae.